AUGGGGAUCACCGGCUUCUCCGGGAUCGUCUUCAACGGCAUCAACGUCGCCGUGUACCUAAAGAUGGGCCUCGGCGACACCGUCAACAUCACCCUCCUGGGCCUGGCGCUGGCCGACCUGGGAUCAUCCGUCGUGCUCGUGCUCUUGAACUGUUUCAGCUACCCCGACCUGAUAUUCGAUUACCUCCCAGUAUCGUAUCUGAUAACGUGGCUGCACAUCGGAUUCACGCGCGUCUCGAGCUGCCUCACGGCUUACAUCACCGUGGAGCGAUACCUCUGCGUGGCUUUACCCUUGAAGGUUAAAUCCAUCAUAACGCCGCGUAGGACGGCAUGCAUAGUCUCUGGAAUAUUUGCUGCCAUGAUGUCGAGUAUGAUUCUGCCGUUCUUCGCCACCAGAAUCGACUCCGUGUCAAACCCUUUCACCAAUCGAUCGACGCUGUCGUUGAAAUUCAUCCCAAACGGACAAGAGCUCGAAAGGGCGUCGGUCACCAUCAACAAUGUGAGCAUCCUCUCGUCUUUCCCCAGCGUCACGCUCUGCACGUGCCUUUUGAUUUUUAAACUGCUCAGCAAAACAAAAUGGCGGAACACCAUUUCCUCUUCCGCCAAGAACGAGACGAUGGCCGUUCGCGACCUCAAGGUCGUGAGGAUGAUCACCUCGAUCUCGUGCGUGUUCAUCGCGAGUUAUCUUCCCGUGGCCGUGAUCACGGCCGCCAUGUUGGCCUACCCAGAGUUGAGCGUCACGGGAGACUACUCGAACGUUCUCACCGUGGUGUGGUGCGUGGCCACCCUCCUGGAGGGCGUCAACGCCACCACCGGGAUAUUCGUCUACAUGAAGAUGAGCUCCAAGUAC
Molecule: messenger RNA, 849 nt
Organism: Lymnaea stagnalis (great pond snail)
Lineage: Eukaryota; Metazoa; Mollusca; Gastropoda; Lymnaeidae
Source: the annotation of a GenBank genome assembly